Molecule: messenger RNA, 4588 nt
Organism: Xiphias gladius (swordfish)
Lineage: Eukaryota; Metazoa; Chordata; Actinopteri; Istiophoriformes; Xiphiidae
Gene: tmem184ba
Product: transmembrane protein 184ba
Exons: 9
Coding region: 390-1643 (417 amino acids)
Biological process (GO): transport
Molecular function (GO): transporter activity
Source: RefSeq, a predicted model, not a curated record
AGUAAACGAAGGGAAGGAAUGGGAGCGGAGAGGAAUGACGGUGUACACUGUUUUAACUCGAGAAACACUGACUCUAAACAAUGUUAACAGAGAGACAGGAGUAUUAAAAGAAUAGUAUGGAAGUUGGUUAACAUGAGAGACAAACUUUCGAGGUGAGUUUUUGUUUUUUUUCUUUGUGCGAGACGCAGAGGUUGACGGGCAGUCUACUGAACUGAAGGCUCAACAUGGAUGUCCGGGGAGCAACGGUGCGGCUCUGAAGAGGAAUUAGGGCUGUUUCUGGGUUAUUUCUGGUCGUGACGGGGCUGAGGAGGGUUUUAAAGCAGUAGCCUCUUUACCAGGCUUACAAAUCAAGUUCAUCUGGGAAUUGUUGCUCCUGACUAUUAGCAAAAAUGUUGAGGCUGUGGAGGCGAGACGUGCCGCUCUCAGAGAGGCUGGGGGAAGACUCUCCUCUGGCUGCAGCGCCCAGCCCCCCGCCCACAGCGGCCCCAACUGGCCCUAACAUUUCGUGGCUCCCUGAAGCCCCGCGGCUGAGCCCAGAACAGCCUAUCUUUCUCAUGACUCCUGCGGCACAGGCUGUGUCUGGCUUCUUUGUCUGGACCGCCCUCAUUCUCACCUGUCACCAGAUCUACAUGCAUCUACGUUUUUACAGCUCACCUAGGGAGCAGCGCCACAUCGUGAGGAUUCUCUUCAUCGUUCCUAUCUAUGCCUUUGAUUCUUGGCUCAGCCUGCUCUUCUUCACCAACGACCAGUACUACGUGUACUUUGAUACCGUCAGGGACUGCUACGAGGCGUUUGUCAUUUACAACUUCCUGAGUCUGUGCUAUGAGUACCUCGGAGGAGAGUGUGCCAUCAUGGCUGAGAUCCGAGGGAAACCCAUCGAGUCCAGCUGUAUGUACGGUACGUGCUGUCUGAGGGGGAAGGCCUACUCCAUCGGCUUCUUGCGGUUCUGUAAGCAGGCCACGCUGCAGUUCUGCGUUGUCAAGCCGCUCAUGGCCGUCAUCACUGUUAUCCUGCAGGCCUACGGCAAAUACAAGGAUGGAGACUUCAAUGUGGCCAGUGGUUACUUGUAUGUAACCAUCAUCUACAACAUCUCAGUCAGCUUGUCUCUGUAUGCCCUUUUCCUUUUCUACUUUGCCACGAGGGAGCUACUCAGCCCUUACAACCCCAUGCUCAAGUUCUUCAUGGUCAAAUCGGUCAUCUUCCUCUCCUUCUGGCAGGGCAUGUUGCUGGCCAUCCUGGAGAAGUGUGGGGCCAUCCCUCAGAUUAACUCGUUGGAGGUUACUGUUGGAGAGGGCACGGUCGCUGCCGGUUACCAGAACUUUAUCAUUUGCAUCGAGAUGUUUUUUGCGGCGCUGGCUCUGCGACACGCGUUCACGUACAACGUCUACAUGGACAAAAGUCUCGAUUCACAAGGCCGCUGUGCCCCUAUGAAGAGCAUCUCCAGCAGCCUGAAGGAGACGAUGAAUCCGGGCGACAUGGUCCAAGACGCCAUCCACAACUUUUCGCCGGCCUACCAGCAGUACACCCAGCAGUCGACGCUGGAGCAGGGGGCGCCGCCGCCCGUCUCCCGCACCCACAGUGCCGUCAGUGCCCACGGCGACACAGAGAAGACCCUCCUGCUCAGCUCUGAUGACGAAUUCUAAAGCAUAAAGCGACACAAACCGGCACUCGUGGUACCACAGCCGAAUCUUAUUCAGACUGAUGUUUAAUGGUGGUUGGUACUUAAUCCUGCUGUGCAGCUGGUCCUCGUAAAUGUGUGAUUGAUUAAAGAGUCGUGUGUUUGUUUUUCCAGUUAAGGAGACUGCUCAUGAAUGUGAGAACCAUCCUGCGUAAACAUUGCUGCACCCACAUUUCUUAAGCGUCUUAUUUGGUUAGGAUGCUCUAAGCUGAUUUUGUGUUAAAACCACUGGCCAGAAAAUAAACAGGGUUGUGUCCGUUUUAGGAAAGUUUAUGAGUCACACAUGUACAUACUGAAUCAUACUUGACUUAAGAACUAAAGUUUUCUGCCUUGGAUAGAAGCUUAAUUUUGCAUUUUCAGUUCAGUCAUUUCCUUUGCUCAGAUGUGUGCUUUAGUAGCAAUGUAAUAAUCCUAAUGGAUGUUCAUUUUUAGUUUUUGAAGGCCCUGUUGUUUUCAGAUGGUCAUUGACUGUGUUUAUGAAGGUUUCCCCAGUCCAUGGAAAUCCUAAAAAAGUUUAAUUUGACCCCCCCCCAAUGACUGGAAAUGAAAAUAUAUUUCAAUAUAACUUUUGAUAUUUUUGAUCUUGAAAAGAAUAUUUAGAUAUUAAUUUGCACAAAAAAAAAAGACAAAUUAGUUGGUCUGCAAUUAUAUUAAUGUGCUUCAAACAAGCUGUUGUAAGUGAACCCUGGUGUGUUGUGGGACUUUAAGGGACCCCCUUCACCGCAGUGAGGGGAUGGAUUUAGAGGGAAACCAAGUCAGAAACAUGAGUUGUAUGGAUCAAUGGUGUUAUCGAUAUUGGUGGAACAAAUAAGAGCCAGGCAGAGCAGAUUAUAGAUUAUACAGUAUAUCUGCUCCAGUGGGCAACAAGAGCGAAGGGCAGCUGCAGCAGCAGAGCUGGAUUACACUGGUGUAAUUGGGGCGUUAUCUGAAUGGCCGGGAUUAAAGCUCGAGCUGGCUCACUCGGGCCGUAGACAUCUGUAGGUCACAAUGUAGGUUAACAGGAUUGAGGGGAAAACGGAGGAGGAAUAUACGUUAUAUAGACAAUGACAUACAUACACCGACUUCUUGGCAAAAAAAAUGUAUUCUAAUUUCAGUUCGACUUUAAAUUUGGUUUUCAUUUCAAGGUCAGGUUUCAAAAAUCCACCCAUCUCACAACCAGAUGAUCCUGAGUGGCUCCAAAUAUUUAAGAAUGACUAAAAUCCGUCCACAUCAAGUGAAGUGUCUGCAUUUGCCCUGACACAACCACUGCAGUGACUUUCCUUCAGCCAGUAAGGUUUCCGUAUUUUAAGUUUUUUGCUUGAAAAGUCUCAAGUCUUCAGCUCAACUGCAUUUUUUGCACAUUAUACAGUUUUUGUCCUGAGAUAGGGUAUAUUUGAUAGCUUGAGAAAAAUCACAAACUGGAUCUUAUCACUCUAAUAUGGGAAAAUAGAUUCUGUGCACAACUUUUUCAUCUUAUGCAUUUACAGUUUGUUAGACAGUUGAUAAUCACUCAGUUAAGAAUAACAGGAGUGCGUAAACUUGACAGUGUUGCGUUUCUUUGACCUGGAUGCUGUUCUCUUCCAGUCAGACUUUUUUUUUUAAAAGAUUUGAUUUGAUUUCACCGCAGUCAGAGCGGGUUAUUUUUUUACUCAUAGUUGGAGUUCUUGAGUCAUCUGAUGAGUCACACCAAGUCUGCCGACGUGUUUACUGUAACUACUUUCACUGCGCUGCCGUAGCUCUGUGUGAACACCAGGGGGCCGUGUGAAGGCGUCAGGGACACGUUUGCCCUCUUAUCUCCAGACAGGCGUUUAUCACACACAAUUUAAGCGUGGUGCACAUGUAAUGGAAAAAAUGCUUUGUGUGAAGGCCAGGCACUUUAGUUUGUUUUUGUUUCUUUUUUUUUUUCCUUUCUUCUUUUGUCUGAUCAUCACUGUUGUGUGUCUGUGUUUUCGGCGGAAAAUAGAAGCCAACCCAGGCCUCAGACAGUGGUCAUGGGUCUUUUUUAUUUCUGCCUCAGCUUGACAUAAUAUUAGUUUUAAAUAGGAGGGAUGCCACGUCUGUGCACAGAAGCCGCAGCCUAUUUUUAGACAUUGCUCAGUGCUGUCUGGGUAAUUAUGUUGCUACAUUUUGACAUGGACUCAAAGUGAACUUUUUUUUUUUUUUUAAACCAACAAAACAAAGCAAGUGAGCCUGACAUAAAAACCCAAGUCAGUUCAGCAUCACUGUGUCGCUGACAGUUUUCUGUGUUUUCAUUCUCAUGUUGGAAUCAUGAAUGUAUAUCCUAAAUGUUUGAAAACCAGUGCCGAUCUUUGGGGUUGAGGCGUGUAACCUAAUAACUACAACCCUCUUGUAUGUCUGUCAGUGUGCUUCUUGAAAUUUGAAAAGGCAUUUUCCUUUGCACUUUCUUAUCAGGGUGGAAAUGAUGAAACCCAAACCCAUGCAGGUUUUUUUGCGUCGCAUUGCAGCUCCUACAGGCAUGUUUCCUUGCCUGAUAUUACAAUAAUACACUAUUUAAAAGCAAAGUAGACAGUGUGUCACUCUUCCUGCACUUUGAAUGCCAUAAUUCACUUUUCAGCUAAGACGUUCUCAUGCACUCUUCAGUCACUUUCUCUACAUUUUUGUCAUUUGGUGACUUGAGAUGUUCUUAUCAGAUGGAAGUGAAUAUUGCUGAGAAAAAUGCUUUUGUUGUAAAUACAGUUUUAAGUGCUGUCUACAGGAAGAAUAGUAUUAAUGUAUGUUGAAAUAGUCACAGAAGCUGUAAAGCACAGGAGAAACAAAGACCUAGUUUUGUAUUUUAACCUCCGAACUGUCUUUUUUUUUCAAUCUCAACCCGUUUAGGUUUCUGUUUCUUUGUAUAUUGUAAAGCUGCUCAUGACGCUACAAUUUCAUGUCUAAUGGAUAAAUAUUGGAAGUAAUAAUAAAUGAUAUUUA